Messenger RNA from Ipomoea triloba (trilobed morning glory), 882 nucleotides. RefSeq names its product verprolin-like. The transcript has 4 exons. The coding region runs from base 1 to 753 and encodes 250 amino acids. The record is from RefSeq and is a predicted model, not a curated record. NCBI's taxonomy places the organism in Eukaryota, Viridiplantae, Streptophyta, Magnoliopsida, Solanales, Convolvulaceae.
AUGGAUGAUGGGAUCGGGCACCCCAUCCCCUCCCCCAUCUCUCUUUGUCUUCCUGUCUGGCCAACGGCCAGUCGGCCACCCCAUCCCCUCCACCCUCCCCCAUCUUUCUUUGUCUCCCUGUCUUCGUCUCUAACAGACAACAUCAGUGCGCAUCAGAUCUAUGCAGUCGUAAUUCCACAAGUUGCUUCUUCUUCAUUUCGCAACCGUAUCAGAUCUUCGUCUUUUCACCUGCGACAGUCUCGCUUCUGCCUCCGCACGCCGCCACCGCUACCGCAACAGUCUUCCAUCGCCGCCCAUCGCGACAGUGCAGCCACUGCUACAACCUUCACCUCUGCCUUAGCGACCAAACCGCCGCCUCCCAUUGCCGCCAACAACCUCCGCGAGUCGCAACCGCAUCAGAUCUCCGUCUUUCCACCUACGACAGUCUCGCUUCUGCCUCCGCACGUCGCCACCGCUAUCGCAACAGUCUUCCAUCGCCGCCCAUCGCGACAGUGCAACCACUGCUACAACCUUCGCCUCUGCCUUAGCGACCAUCCCGCCGCCUCCCAUUGCCGCCAACCACCUCUGCGAGUUUCCCAUCGUCUCUCACCGCUUGCUACGGGUCAUUUUUUAGAUUCGAUGUUUGUUUAUCGACAUGGACAACUCUUUGGUGAGAUUAUUGUCGUUGCUGCCUUUUCCUUUCGCUCCUCUCUCCUGUCAUGCAAAUCUUCAGACAUUAUACUGUUGUACGACGCAAACGCACUAGCAAUUUGACCUCUCAAAUUCUUGUUAACACUCAUUUUACCACUACCAGUCAUCUCAUCCACACUCCUUUUGCCCGUAGAAUUAUUCCCAUAACUUUUAGGUAGGUUGUCUGUGUUAGUCAUCAUAAAGUUAUCUUCA